GUGAGAGAGUGCUUUAGAGAGAGAGCGAGUCCUACUCUCUCUUUCAUUCCCUGUUUACUCCAUUAAACUAUACUUACAUUUAUAAUUGUAGAGAGAGAAACAAGGCCAGUUUGUUUGACUUAGCCCAGCCUAGCCGGCAAGCCGACUUCUCCAUCUCUUCAUAUCUGCAUACAUGUAAUGUAAAUCACAUUACAUGAAUGUCUACUUAGAUAUAUAUAAAUAUAUUUUGCAUAAGCGCGUAAGAGGGGUCAAAAGUAACAAAGAAAGCUGAAUUCUUUGUUUAACUGCUAAGCUUUAUCAAUCAACAUCCGGCCCAGAUAAUAAAGCUAUCAAAGAUCAAAUCUUUAACUCACUAUUAUCUCAUCUCUUCUCUUUAAGGUACUAAUUACCCCUUUGAUCUGCUUUGUUUCUGCUUUUUUCAUUCAUUUAUUACAUGGGUUUUGACACAAUUUUGCAAUUGAGCUUGUAAGUCUUAGGGGGUGUUUGUCAGUUUUGGUGAUUUGUUUCAUUCAUUUUUUAGAUGGGUUUUGUAGAAUUUUAUGCUUAAGAUUGUAAAUCUUGGUGGGGUUUAUCAAUUUUGAUGAUUUCUUUGUACUUAGCUUAGUACACGAUUAUGUUGUCCAAGUUUUGUUAGUGUUUUUGUAAUAUAUACAUAGAUAUAUAGAUUGUGAAGUAGGGAUUUUUGGUGAUGGGAUGUGUUUGUGGUAAGCCCUCUUCUGGUGAGGAAGGUGGGGGUGGGAGACGAAGCCCGAAAGCGAGACAAGCAGUGAAUAAAGGAGCAUCAGCAGUUGUGUCUAGAGGGAAUUCUGGCAAGAGGGUGGAGAGUUUUAGAGCUAAAGAUAGGAAGGAUAAUGGUGAUGUGAGAGUUGGUUUGGUUGAUAAUAAGAGAACUAAUAGUUCGAGGAGGGUGCGUGAUGAACAGUCUGAGAAGAAAAAGACUCAACUUGUUGAUCCCAGAAGUAUUGUUAAUGCUGCAGAAGGGGAACUGAUUGCAGCUGGUUGGCCUUCUUGGCUUGCUGGAGUCGCUGGUGAAUCUAUAAAGGGAUGGGUUCCACGCCGAGCAGAUACUUUUGAGAAACUUGAUAAGAUUGGCCAAGGUACUUAUAGUAGUGUAUACAAGGCUCGUGAUCUAAUACAUAAGAAAGUUGUUGCUCUAAAAAGAGUGCGGUUUGAUAAUUUAGAUCGUGAAAGUGUCAAGUUUAUGGCUAGGGAAAUCCUUAUCUUAAGGAGGCUGGAUCAUCCCAAUAUUAUUAAACUGGAGGGAUUAGUCACUUCCCGGACAUCUUCCAGUUUGUACCUUGUUUUUGAGUACAUGGAACAUGAUCUUACAGGACUUGCUUCCCUUCCUGGUGUAAAGUUUACUGAACCACAGGUUAAAUGCUACAUGCAGCAACUUUUAAGCGGGCUUAAACAUUGUCACAGUCAUGGUGUCCUGCAUCGUGACAUAAAGGGUUCAAAUCUUUUAAUAGACAAUAACGGCAUUCUGAAAAUUGCUGACUUUGGCUUAGCCAGCUUUUUUGAGCACCAUCAGAGUGCACCAUUAACUAGUCAUGUUGUGACUCUUUGGUAUCGACCACCAGAAUUAUUGCUUGGAGCCACCUAUUAUGGUGUUGCAGUUGAUCUUUGGAGUAGUGGGUGCAUUCUUGGUGAACUGUAUGCCGGCAAGCCUAUCAUGCCUGGAAGAACAGAGGUGGAGCAAUUGCAUAAAAUAUUUAAACUUUGUGGCUCACCAUCCGAGGAUUAUUGGAAAAAGUCCAAGCUCCACAAAACAACGGUGUUCAAGCCUCUACAGCCCUACAGGAGACGUCUAGCUGAAACAUUUAAAGAUUUUCCUGAUGCUGCUGUGGGGCUUAUGGAGACCUUACUUGCAAUAGAUCCUGCUCAUAGAGGGACUGCAGCUUUUGCACUUGAGAGUGAGUUCUUUACAAUAAAACCACAUGCAUGUGAUCCUACAAGUUUGCCCAAAUAUCCUCCCAGCAAAGAGAUUGAUGCAAAAUUGCGCGAUGAAGAAGCACGGAGGCAAGGAGCAGGACUUAAGGGCCAUAAUGUAGACCGGGAAAUGAGAGGAUCAAACGAUUCUCGGGCUAUUCCUAACCCUGAUGCUAAUGCCGAGUUAGCCAUGUCAUUGCAGAAAAGAGGACGUUCGAAUCCAAAGACCCGAAGUGAGCAAUUCAACCGCCACAAGGACGAAGUUGCUUCUGGUUUUCCUAUUGAUCCACCUAGACAGAGUCAAGCUUUAAAAGAAGUUAGAAGAGAACAGAUGGAACAGCCUCCAAAUAGAGCAUCAUAUUCAGGUCCACUGGUUCCAGGUGUUGGAUGGACCAAGGCUGCAAGGAAAUACGAUGAAGUCUCUGUUGUUUCAACCAGGACCAAUUUAUCUACACUAUCUGGUUUAGUAGCAUCGAGGACAUUGACAAGUGAAGAUGCCCGAGAUAAAUACUUUCCCUCGCAUCAAGUAGCAGAUCAAGCGGGAAGGGUAUCAGAAUCAUUUGACAAAUUGGGGAGUUCGAGGAAUCAAGAUAUGAAGGUUCAAACCCAGGGAAUCACUAGUACUCAUCAGAUGGAAAAUUUAAGAGGCAGCACGAAAGAAUCAGUUAUGAAUGGUCAGGGUUUCAAGGGAAAAGGAAACAAGAUCCAUUUCUCGGGUCCUUUGCUAGUUCCAUCAAACAAUGUUGAUCAGAUGCUUAAAGAUCAUGACCGCCAGAUUCAGGAAGCAGCUCGACGAGCAAGAAUUGAGAAGGCGAGAGUUAAUAAUGUUCAACGGCAAGGACAACAGAUAACGCCUAACCCAAUGUAUGUUGCCAAUCACGGAGCUAGGUAAUCGAGUUACGUACAAGGAGAGAGAGCGAAGCAGCUCUCCCCCACUAAGAUAGUAGAUCCAUGUAUAGUACUGUGCAUAUAAAAUUUAUUCACAACGAAUAAAUGUUCAUGUUUUGAUGUUGAAAUUCCAAGAAUAAAUAUAUGAAGAGAUUCACAAGCACAAUUGGAUGAUAACCAAAUAUAUACAUUCCAUGCUUAACGUUUU
This is a messenger RNA of Daucus carota subsp. sativus, 3025 nucleotides long. Its product is annotated as probable serine/threonine-protein kinase At1g54610. Gene Ontology annotation, molecular function: RNA polymerase II CTD heptapeptide repeat kinase activity; ATP binding. Bases 689 to 2821 code for a protein of 710 amino acids. NCBI's taxonomy places the organism in Eukaryota, Viridiplantae, Streptophyta, Magnoliopsida, Apiales, Apiaceae. The record is from RefSeq and is a predicted model, not a curated record. The transcript is spliced from 8 exons. Gene Ontology annotation, cellular component: cyclin-dependent protein kinase holoenzyme complex; nucleus. Gene Ontology annotation, biological process: positive regulation of transcription elongation by RNA polymerase II; protein phosphorylation.